Messenger RNA from Pollicipes pollicipes, 1756 nucleotides. RefSeq lists its product as uncharacterized. Bases 1 to 1614 code for a protein of 537 amino acids. Gene Ontology annotation, biological process: morphogenesis of an epithelium; muscle attachment; nerve development. The record is from RefSeq and is a predicted model, not a curated record. Gene Ontology annotation, cellular component: sarcolemma; dystrophin-associated glycoprotein complex; dystroglycan complex. Lineage: Eukaryota; Metazoa; Arthropoda; Thecostraca; Pollicipedomorpha; Pollicipedidae. The transcript is spliced from 7 exons. Gene Ontology annotation, molecular function: calcium ion binding; laminin binding.
AUGGUAGUGACAUCUACCGUGGCCCAGACAUCCACGGCCUCGCCGGAGCUGGUGUCGACCACGCCCACACUGCCGCCACCGCUGGAGACGGCCGUCCCGGCGCCGGUGAAUGCUUCCCCAGUCGUUCGGAAUCGCCUGUCUCCGCUCUCGGCCAUCGCCGGCAAGCCGUUCCUCGAGGAGGUGCCCGAUGACAUCUUUUACGACCAAGAGUCGGGCGACACUCGCGAGCUGCAGCUGGAGCUGCUGAAUGCCGAGAGGGAGCUGGUGUCGCCCCACAGCUGGCUCCAGCUGUUCGAGACGAGUCAGAAGCUGUACGGCAUUGCCCUGAGGAAAGAUGUCGGCCAGCACAAUUAUGUGCUAGCUGCGUUGGAUGACGAUGGAGGACAUGCCCUCACCGACUUCUCCAUCACGGUCAACCAUAACCAGAUGCUGGUCGCCCCCAACCACCACUUCCGGAUGGAUCUCAAGCUGUUGCUGGCGCGAGGCUUCCCGAACAAGGUGGACUGGGUGCUGAACGUGAUGAGCAAGCUCUCGGCGCUGUUCGGGGAGCCCGAGGCCAGCUCCAGCGUCCUGCUGGAGGACUACGUGGACCGCGAGGGCGAGCCGCUUCGUAUUGUGUGGACCAACAGCACGCUCAGCGCGGGCACCUGCGACCUAACGGAGAUCGAGCGCAUCGAGGCGGUGCUGAUCGACAAGGACGGCUCGCCGUCCCCGCAGCUGCAGAAGGCGUUGUCCCCCGAGAUGCGGGCCAAGCGUAUAUCCGUCGAAUUGGAGGACUCGUGUCUCCCGCCGCCGCCGCCGCCAGUGACCCUGGCUCCGACGGAGCCGCCAACAGAGCCGCCCACGGAGCCACCUACGGAGCCGCCCACGGAGCCACCAACGGAGCCACCAACGGAGCCACCAACGGAGCCACCAACGGAGCCACCCACGGAGCCACCCACAGAGCCGCCCACGGAGCCAACACCGGAGCCGACAGAGGCGGUGGUGCCAAGGGUCGAGCCGCCCAUUGUCCAUAAUGCGAUGAAGCCACUGAACGUCACCGUGGGAGAUCUGCUACUAGCCCCGGUGCCGGAUGACCUGUUCAUGGACGCUGUUGACGGCAUGUCCUGCUAUACGCCCCUGGUGCUGGGGCUGGCCAACCGAAGGCCGGUGCCGGCCAACCAUUGGCUGCAGCUGGAGCCGGACGCCCAGCGAUUGGUCGGAUUGCCCCUCGAUAAGAACGCCGGCUUCGACCUAUACCACUUGGGGUGCACGAACAGCAGGGGCUUGGAGGCGUAUGCCCCGCUGGAGGUGGCGGUGGCGGCGCGCGACGCCUCGGCGUCCGCCUACAGCGCCGAGUUCGAACUGACGCUGGACCAGCGCUACCGCGCGUUUAUGCGCCAGCCGCGGCUCCACGUGCUGCUGGUGAACAAGAUCGCCCGGCUCUUCGGCGACGCGCGGGCCGACGCGGUGGUCGUGGACGCUUUCCGACCCGGCUCGGUCGUCGUCACGUGGUUCAACUCGUCGCUGCCGACGGACAGCCUGCCCAGACGACGAAAUCCAGCGGAUGCGCGAGGCGCUGCUCGACGACCAGGAACGGGUAACGGAGCGCGCGCGGCGUCUCCUGGCGCCUGAAUUCGCGGCGAGCGCGGCGCGCGUCAUUCCGCGCGGCGUCUGCCUGGCCGACAUGACGCCCACGGAGCCGCUGCCAGUCGCCGCCGAUGGGCGCAACGACACGCUGGCGGGCGGCGCCGCCGAUGAUGACGACGACGACAGC